Messenger RNA from Botrytis byssoidea, 1620 nucleotides. RefSeq lists its product as uncharacterized. The record is from RefSeq and is a predicted model, not a curated record. Lineage: Eukaryota; Fungi; Ascomycota; Leotiomycetes; Helotiales; Sclerotiniaceae. The transcript has 7 exons. Bases 1 to 1620 code for a protein of 539 amino acids. Gene Ontology annotation, molecular function: transmembrane transporter activity. Gene Ontology annotation, biological process: transmembrane transport.
AUGGCGGAUAUGGCUUCUGUUGGAAAUAAUGUCAAUAUUUCUCAUGACAGUCCUAUUCCUGGAACUGUCCAUCUGAUUGAUCUUGAUGGGACACUUCUCACGAAACAUGCUUCGGGAUCUGCUAAAGAAGUCGUCUUGGUUCCCCCGCCGUCGAGUCAUCCUGAUGAUCCGCUGAAUUGGUCUCCUAAGCGUAAAGCUCUAUCAACAUUCUGUAUCUGUUUAUAUAUCUUAGCUGUCGGAUUCCCAUGCUCAGCUAUCUAUUCGAUAUUAGUACCCGUUUCGAUGAACACAGGCCUUACCUUAGAUACUCUCAACACUGGAACUGGAUAUAUGUUUUUGUUCUUUGGUUGGGGUUGUGCCUUCUGGCAACCAAUCGCACUUCAAUAUGGCAAACGUCCAGUUUAUUUAUUUUCCUUGCUAGCUACUCUUGGUGUCGUCAUGUGGGUUCCAUACACCAAGACCAACGGAGAUUGGAUUGGUCAAAAGAUUCUCCAAGGAUUUCUCGGUGCUCCAAUUGAAUCACUAUGCGAGGUUUCGAUUUCAGACAUUCGUUUCACACAUGAUCGAGGAACAUAUAUGAUGUUGUACGAUCUCACCUUAGCCGGUAGUAACUACAUGGCUCCAGUCUUUGCCGGUUUCAUUGCUGAUGGUCAAAGUUGGGAAUGGGUUAUGUACUGGUGCGCAAUUUUCUGUGGUUUUGUCUUCAUCAUUCUCUUCUUCUUUUUAGAAGAAACAAACUAUGACCGACCAGCUACAAGUCUCAAUGCUGAUCAAUUGAUGGAGAAAACCGAGCCCACAGCUGCAACAUCAUCUAGUAUGGACACCUCCCCAGAGGCCGCAAUUCCCCCAAGAACGUUCAUGCAAAAAUUGAGUCUGAUCGAUAGACCUCGUUCAUUCUCACAUUUCAAAUACAUUUUCUGGCAACCGUUCAUAUUUUUCACAUAUCCAAUUGUUGUUUAUGCAGGAUUUGCAUACGGAUCUAGUUUGGUGUGGUUUAAUGUGCUGAAUGCUACUGCGUCGUUGGUUCUGAGUGCGCCGCCCUAUAAUUUCUCUGCCUCCAUGGUUGGACUAUCUUACUUGGGUCCUGCUUUAGGUGCUGUUGUAUCCGCUCUUUGGGCUGGUCCAGUCGGUGAUAAACUACUCAUCCGACUCGCACGCCGCAACCAAGGACGUAGUGAGCCCGAACACCGUCUCUGGCUCUUCGUUCUCACUGCUAUCUUCUGUCCUGUGGGCUUGAUUCUUUGGGGGGUGGGUGCUGCACAUAGUGUUCAUUGGUUUGGAUUGAUUUUCGCCAUGUUCAUUUUAUCAGCUAGUAUCACUAUUGCUAUUCCGGUUAGCUGUAAUUAUGCUAUUGAUACUUAUCAACAGCUUGGAGGACAGGCCAUGGUAACUGUAAUAAUAAUCCGCAACACGAUGUCAUUUGCCAUCAACUACGGCAUCACACCCUGGAUUCUCAAUACCGGUUAUCAAAAUACAUUUGUAGCCGCUGCCUUUAUCUCGUUAGCACAAGUUCUCGUGUUUUUGGUAUUUGUGAAAUGGGGUAAGGGAUGGAGAGCAGGGAGUAAAGAACGCUAUUGGACGAUGGUGGAAGAGAGUGCUAAGAGAGGAUUGACGCAUUGA